This is a messenger RNA of Toxotes jaculatrix (banded archerfish), 2474 nucleotides long. It is a transcript of the gene ciarta, whose product is annotated as circadian associated repressor of transcription a. Gene Ontology annotation, biological process: negative regulation of DNA-templated transcription; circadian regulation of gene expression. Gene Ontology annotation, molecular function: RNA polymerase II cis-regulatory region sequence-specific DNA binding. Lineage: Eukaryota; Metazoa; Chordata; Actinopteri; Toxotidae. The record is from RefSeq and is a predicted model, not a curated record. The coding region runs from base 240 to 1280 and encodes 346 amino acids. The transcript is spliced from 6 exons. Gene Ontology annotation, cellular component: nucleus.
AGUAAACGAAACACGAGCGGAGACCGAAGUAACAGGGAGUCACGGAGCGUAAACUGGAUAACAGGCGUGACCGCUGUGUGGACACAUCUAUGCUCACAAAGAUAGCCGUUAGCUUUGUUGAAGUUGUUUCUCUAAGACUUGAAAUUGCUCAACUUGUUUAACAAGCUUUAAGGUGCCUUCUGAAGCGUUGACGUUUUGUUUUACCGCUUUUGUGGAUCCAGUUCUGCUCCUGGUACAAGAUGAAUUCUUUGGGCAGUUCUUCCAAAUGGUCUUCUUACGACUCGCUACCCUCCAUCUCCAGCUUUGUCCUCAGCGAGAGUGAGCAGACUGAGGAUGAAGCAGACAUCUUCUCAGAGGGAGAGGGGGACAGUGGAAGAACAAAGUCCCUCUCAACUGAUGAGGGAAUCACAUUUUCUGGGAACUAUCACAAUCUCCCAGCCCAUUCACAUAAACGGCAUUCGAGGUCUAAGAGCGAUCAGUCUAAAAACUGCCUUGAUGAAACUAAGCAUCUUGUCACAGCCGCUUCUCCUGGAGCUGCCACAUUGGGCUCAUCAUCAGCAACACCAGGGGACCUGGCCUUUGCUCGGAAAUGUGCAGAUUUGCAGAGGUUUAUUCGUCCUUUGCUUGAGCUUCUGCAUGGCCUAAAGACAGGGCGAUUUGACAAAGGUUUAACAAGUUUCCAGCAGAGUGUUGCCAUAGACAGAUUGCAGAGGAUCCUUGGAAUCCUACAGAGGCCUCAAAUGGGUGAAAAAUACCUCCAAAAUCUGCUACAGAUAGAGAUGAUGCUAAAAACGUGGUUCCCUCAGGUUGCAUUUCAGUCCAUAGAUACAGCAAACCAAACUGUCACUCCCCGACUUCUACCACACUGGCGCCAAAAUCAACUCCACAUGCCGGUUAAGAAGAGGAAACUAAGCUGGUCAGACCCUGACGACACUGGCAAAGUCCCAACCAAGCAAAAGCACCACCAACAUGAAGAACAUGGGAGCUGCCAGGCUUUUACGUCACUCGACACAGUUUCCACAUGUCUACCUAGCUCGCCUAAGAAAUGGAAAACUCCAGAGGAAGAAACAGUUGAAUCAGCUGGGUGCAGCUGUAGAGCUGAUCAUGAGUUUACAGAGAGCACUGGCACUUUAAGCAGGGCGUCAUAUUUAUAUAGCAAGAGAGAAAAUGAGAAUCGGAAGCAGUCUGAGAAAUCUCUGCCCUCCCCCUGCGGCAGCCCAGCUACACAAGACAGCUCAGUGUCCUCAAGCGGCACCAGCACUACAAAUGACUCACCUUAGCUGGCCUUAGCUGACCUUGCUACCACAUAGAGGUGCCACAGCGUGCCAGCCAGAGUAAAAGGCGGAGGGCGGACCUGAUUACAUAAGCAUAAAAGUUAGGUGCAGAGUCAGUCUCUGAUGGCUGCAAGCCACUUAAAACCAGAAGAGGAGGAGGAGGGAUACAGAUAGACACUCUUUAACCCCUGACUAUCCAAUGUGGUUUCUGAUUACACCGGAGUUAUUGCACUAUAUUACUAGGCAUUACAUUGUUUGUCUGUAAGACACUUUUGUAUACAUUUACUUUUACUAAGUUAAAAGGUGUUGGAAAUACUUUACAAGUGUAAUGGGUUAAAGCAGUUUGUGCUGAAUUUUGUUUUUUUAUCAUAUCAUAGAAUGCUGCCCUGACAGCAACAGGAUUUCAUGCCAUUAGUGAAAAACAUACGUAGCAGAUAUCACUUUUAUGAAAGUGAGCCAACACAGAGGAUACUUGCUGAUAAAACAGACUGACAAACAGAACUGACAAACAGAAAUUAGCCAGAUUCAGCUUGUAACAUCUGAUGAGUAUUUUUUCUAAGAUGCAGCCCUGGAACAGUUAAACAAAUAUUUCAGUUGUGACGUGUAGCAGAGUAAAGGCAUGUAGCUGCUGCUCAAAUCUGCCAAAAAAACAUUUUGCAUUAGCAUAUCAAAUACACCUUACACCACAGUCACUACUUCUUUAUAUACUUAACACCCACAUCUUUGUUUCUAUGUAAAUAAGAAUAGCUGUAGUUGCACUUAAAACAGCAAAAUGCUGCACAGGAAAUACCACAACCUGAGUUUGAUGAGGAAAUGGAAGAUGCUUAGUUGGAUAUUAUUGUGCCAGUUGCUUCUUUAGGUAGUCUUUUUUUGUUAGAAAGACUGGAAAAUGUAGUAAUUUAUUACACACAUGACUUUUGAGUGACUUUUCAUAGAAGAGUAGACGGGCGUAAUGUAUUUGAUCCCUUGUGAAUUAGAAAUGAUGCAACUGCACUUCCGAUGACAAUAAGGAAAUGUUACACAUCUGUUAGCCAGUCGUUGUGUUACACCUGAGAUGAGUGCUUUACAGGUGAUUGAGUGAGAGACUUGUAAUUUCUUUGGUGUUUUAUUUGUAAAGCUUUCAUUCUGGCACUGCACAAGUAUUUGAAAGGCAUAAAAUGUCAAUUUAGCUUAUUGUUAUCACAAAAUGCCCUAAAUGCA